This is a messenger RNA of Dufourea novaeangliae, 1369 nucleotides long. Its product is annotated as flavin-containing monooxygenase FMO GS-OX-like 2. Gene Ontology annotation, molecular function: N,N-dimethylaniline monooxygenase activity; flavin adenine dinucleotide binding; NADP binding. The record is from RefSeq and is a predicted model, not a curated record. The transcript is spliced from 7 exons. NCBI's taxonomy places the organism in Eukaryota, Metazoa, Arthropoda, Insecta, Hymenoptera, Halictidae. The annotation marks the transcript as partial.
AGUGGCUAAAAAACCGAGUAAAAGAUAUAGUUUAGUUGAGGAGAGUAGACGAAGAAGACAUCGUGUUUUAAUUUAUGUCAAAAUACGCCCGAGUACAGAGAUGACCGAGCGACAGAGGAAGAAAAAGGUGUGCGUGAUAGGAGCCGGUGCAGCGGGUUUGUGCUCUGCCAGACACUUUGGGGGACACUUAAAGUUCGAGGUGGACGUUUACGAGCAAACAGACAAUGUCGGUGGCACGUGGGUUUACGUCGAGGAGACUGGACUGGACAAGCACGGUUUGCCUAUUCACUCGAGCAUGUACCAGGAUCUCAGAACGAAUUUACCCGCGAAAAUCAUGAACUUCCCCGAUUAUCCGGCAAUGAACGCCGAAGAGCCUUGCUGCGUCCUGCGCCAGGAGGUUUUGAACUAUCUGAAAUGCUACGCGGAGCAUUUCGACGUGCUCAAACAUAUACAGUUCAACACGAUAGUGACGUCCGUUCGAGUGGACGAAUCGGCCGGUGGCGAGGACAAGUGGGUCGUUCGAAUAAAAAGGUUGAAAACUGGCGAAGAGGAAGAGCUUGUUUACGAUGUCAUGAUGAUUUGCAACGGACAUUACUUCGAGCCGUACGUGCCGAACAUACCUGGGAUUGAGACAUUUCCAGGGACAAUAAUACACAGUCAUUCGUAUCGUAAACCAAACGUGUUCGCCGGAAAGACUGUUUUGGUUUUAGGAGCAUCCGCUUCCGGAAUCGAUAUUGGGAUCGAUUUGACUCAUCACGCGUCACGGGUAUAUUUAAGCCACAACACCGAAAGGUGGACGGUUACAUUGCCGACGAACAUGGUUCAGGUGACGGGCGUGGACAGAAUAGAGGGUGAACGAUUCAUUUUAAUGGACCAAACCACCGUCACUGCUGACGUUUUCAUGUUUUGUACCGGGUACAAACAGAGCUUUCCAUUUCUGCACGAGAACUGUGGAAUACGCGUGGAUGAUAAUUACGUAACUCCCCUGUACAAACAUCUCGUGAACAUCGAUCAUCCGACGAUGUGUUUCGUUGGACUCCUUUCUCUCGUCCUACCGUUUCCCUUGUUUCACAUACAAGUACAAUACUUUCUCGCGGUGUUGGAGAACCGAACGAGUCUACCACCGAGAUCGUUUAUGUUGGAGGAUUCGAGCCUGAAAACGGCGAAGAAACGGCACGCGCAUAAGUUAAUGGAGAAACAAUGGGAUUACAACGAUUCGCUGGCGGACGCUGGUGGUUACGAUCGUUUGCCACGAUUUUAUCGGCUGGUGUUCGAGAAACUGAUGGCCCUGAGGAAAAUGAAUAUCUUGAACUUCAAGCUGGGCAAACUUGUGAUUUCCACGGACGGGGAAACCAUCGACUGGACCGUA